AUAUAGAUGUACCAAAAGACCGCCAAAAGCUACGUUUCCUCCCUAAAGUUCCUCAAUACCCACCUUCUGUCCGCCCUCCAAAAAUGACGAAGAGGUUGGAUCUAAUUCGCGGUGAAGAAGAAAUCCACAGAGACUUGAUUCAUCAGCAGUAUGGUAUUAUUGCAAAAAGAGGAGGGAUGCUGAAAUUUGGACACCUAGAGAUGAUCCGCAUGGGUAUUGCCAGGAGGAUUGAUGUCAACAAGAUGUUUGCUGUAUGGAGGAUUGAAGCCCCUUGGAAGCCAAUCACUAGAAAAGGUCAAGGGAAGAGAAUGGGCGGUGGUAAAGGAGGAAUUGAUCACUAUGUGACACCAGUAAAAGCAGGCAGAGUCAUUAUAGAAAUGGGUGGCAAAUGCUCCUUUGAAGAGGUAAAACCAGUACUGAAGUUGAUUGCCCAUAAAUUGCCAUUUCCUGCAGAGGUGGUAAGCCAAGAAACACUUGAGGCUUCUCGGUUGGAGGAAGCGCGCCUCGAGAGUGAAAAUAUUAAUCCCUAUACUUUCAAGUAUCUUAUUCAGAAUAAUCUGAUGGGUUGUCACAAUUGGAUCAAAAACAUUGAUAAGCAGUAUUUUGGAAAGUACACUUGAAGCUCUGAGAAAUAUAAUUGUUCACUUAAGCCAUGUAUAGUUUGUACUAUUAAAAGUUAACAAAUACA
Messenger RNA from Procambarus clarkii (red swamp crayfish), 688 nucleotides. The record is from RefSeq and is a predicted model, not a curated record. Lineage: Eukaryota; Metazoa; Arthropoda; Malacostraca; Decapoda; Cambaridae.